Myzus persicae (green peach aphid) is the source of this 1111-nucleotide messenger RNA. RefSeq names its product cuticle protein 7-like. The record is from RefSeq and is a predicted model, not a curated record. The transcript has 2 exons. Bases 284 to 955 code for a protein of 223 amino acids. NCBI's taxonomy places the organism in Eukaryota, Metazoa, Arthropoda, Insecta, Hemiptera, Aphididae. Gene Ontology annotation, cellular component: extracellular matrix.
UGUCGUGUUAUUUUUCAAGUAUAAAUACGCGUCGGGUGAUCGUAGGCUUUCAGUGUUUCGACUCGCGCACGCUCGUCUGUAUUAUACGAAUCGCAAUUAAUAUUACCGUUUUCCUAUAUAAAGCCGUUAUUGCUCUACACAUUGCUACAGUGCAAUCCCUUCGAUUUUCCGUCCAAACCUAUAUAGUGCACUCUCGAGAGCAGUCGGAUCGCACAGUCAGUUCUGCGCGUAUAAAGCUAAAUAUUGUCGUGCAGAAGGAACGACGAUAUACUAUACAGCUGCAAUGUCACUCUACGCGAUGCGGUCGCUGCAGGUCGUGGUCGUCAUCGCCGCGUCAUCACUGCUGCAGACGACGUCGGGCAGUCCCUUGUCAGUGUACGGUUACGGAGCGGCCGCUCGGCCACAGCCCGACCACCGGCACAACGGCUACUACGGGCGCGCGGCCGCCGCCGACGACGAGCACCCCUCCGCCCCGCCCAAAUACAACUUCGCGUACGACGUGUCCGACGCGUACACGGGCGACUACAAGACGCAGACCGAAGUGAGGGACGGCGACAACGUCAGAGGACAGUACACGGUCGUCGAACCGGACGGCACCAGGCGCGUGGUCGACUACACGGCCGACGAGGAGAACGGCUUCAACGCGGUCGUGUCCAAGGAGGGCCACCCGUCCGCCGACGCCCCCGCUUACCGACCGGUGGCCGCCGCCCCUGCUUACCGACCUGCCGCCGCCGCCACCGCCGCCGCCGCUUACCGACCGGCCUAUAAACCAGCCUACAAGCCAUCCUUGUCCGCCGCUUACCGUCCGGCACCGGCCGCCGUCUACCAGCACGCCGCCGACGCCGCUUACCCGACGGCCGCCGCCGAGCCCGCUUACCCGGCUUACCCGGACGCCCCGUUGCACAAAUCCGCCUACAAGCAGCGACCUUCCUAUUACCCGUACAGAUCGUACUGAUCGAGUCCGUACAACGUUAAUCUUAUCGUCCAAUGAUGACUAUAUUAUAAUAAUUAUUACCUACGACUGUAUUAUAUUGUUCAUUAUAUAACUACCUGUUAUUAAAGAAUUGUUGUUAAACGAGAUCGAUCCUUAAUAAAUUCCAUUAUAUUUUUA